AUGGAUAAUCAAGGCAUUCCCAAACUCACGGCUCUCGAGCGUAUCGGGCCAAAGGGCUACCUCCGCUAUGUAUUCCCCUUCCAGCUCGCAGACAACUACGAUUUGGAGCAGGUGGCGCGCGUAAUCCAAUCCGGGUACGAAGCCCUCACGCGCCGGAUUCCCGUCGUCGGAUCCGAGGCCGUCCCUGAUCAAACCUGGCACCAGGCGGGGGUGAUGAAAUUGCAAGGGACGGGGGAUAAAGAGGGUGCGCGGCUGGUUGUCAAGGACCUCCGCAGUUCAUAUCCGUCCACGUACGCCGAGUUAAAGGCGAGGAAUUUCCCGGUCGCUGCGUUUGACGCUGAGACGCUCUGUCGCCGGUCGGUGUGGCCGCGGGCUGGGGAACGACUGCCUGUGUCGCUUGUGCAGGCCAAUUUCAUCCGUGGUGGCUUGCUGCUCACAUGGUGUAUCUUCCAUAUGGCCGGCGACGGCAGGUCGUUUUACCUCUGGACGAAGGUGUGGGCUGAGGAGUGUCGGCGGGCGCAGGGGAUCGAGAUCGCAGAGCCGGUUCAGUUCCCUGGGGCUGUGUGGAAGGAUCGCAAGCAGGUCAUGAAGCCGUCCGGGAACAAUGCAGGCAAGAUCGAGGACCAUCCCGAGUAUACGCUCCUCCCGUUCACGCCGCAGGGGGCGCCGCCGAAGAUGCUCUCCCAGAGUCACCGGGGCCAGGUGUUUUACUUCUCGAAGGAGUCGCUGGCGGCGUUGAAAGCAGAGGCGUCGCCUGCUAAUGCGACUCAGCCGACCGAUCAGUCCUGGGUGUCGACCAACGACGCUCUGUCUGCGCUCCUCUGGCGCACCGUCAUGGCAGUGCAGUCACCACUGGAAACCCUAGAGGGCGAUCCCGUAUCGACAUUCAACAUCGCCAUCGACGGGCGGGCACGAACAAGCCCUAAAGUCCACCCAGACACACUGGGCUGCUUCCUCGAGUACGUCGCGAUCAAGCUGCCGAUCCGCAAGAUCCUGGGCGAGCUGAACAUCGCCGAUCUGGCGAUCCAGAUCCGCAAGGCCAUCAUCCGGGCAGACGAAAGCUUCACAGACGAUGUUGUUGCUCUGGUGGACAAGCUUGAAGACGUCGAUCGGCUGGUUCCGACCGCGUUUUUGGACGUGCCGGGCUUUAAUUGCAUCCAGACCUCGUGGAUUGGCUUUGAGAUGUAUGGACUGGACUGGGGCAGUUUGCUGGGGAAAGGCAUUGAGGCAGUUCGAUCGCCGCAUGUGGGAGUGCUGAAUGGGACUCAGGUUGUGCUGCCGGUGCUGCCGGACGGGGGGAUGGAGGUCGUCAUGGGCGUCGAGGGCACUUGCUUGCAGACGCUGCUGAGGGACCCCUUGCUGACGCGGUUCGGGGUCUCGAGGUAG
This is a messenger RNA of Aspergillus mulundensis, 1386 nucleotides long. RefSeq lists its product as uncharacterized. The record is from RefSeq and is a predicted model, not a curated record. Gene Ontology annotation, molecular function: acyltransferase activity, transferring groups other than amino-acyl groups. Bases 1 to 1386 code for a protein of 461 amino acids. The transcript has a single exon. Lineage: Eukaryota; Fungi; Ascomycota; Eurotiomycetes; Eurotiales; Aspergillaceae.